AUGAUAGAUGAACAUACUGGAAUGGGCGGUGGUGAAUUGGAUUGUGACGAGGGUACGUCAUCACCGCUCAACAAUAUUAGUACUAACGAGCAUCUUACCUCACUGAUCGCUCAUAUGGCAAAUAAUACACGAACUCAAUGUCCGGAAUGUGGCAAACAUUUCCGUAAAGGCUCAUCAUUACAAGUGCAUAUGACACUGAAUCAUGGCUUUCCACCACCUGGUAGUUCAAUUUCAUCUGAUGAUCAGGUUGAGAAGUGCUCUGAUUGUGGCACUUCAGCCGAACCAGGAAAUUCUCAGAAUGAAAAUCCGUCAUCGGCACCGGUUCAUCAGGAAAUUAAGGAAAUUAAAUCAAUGAUCGGUGAAUUACGAUCAGCUCAAAGUACGGCACGUGUUGAGCAGUUAUUGACUGGUUUGGAUACACGUGUUGGACGAUUAGAGAAGCAAUUGGAAAUGGCAUUAAACAGUAUUUAUACAUUGGUUCAAUUACAAACCGGAAUUAAUUCAUCCGUAACAAGGUUCAGGGAGGAAGCUUGUGAGCAACUGAAAACAGUCAAAGCAAUGCUCAGCGAGUCUUCCGUUUAA
Brugia pahangi is the source of this 582-nucleotide messenger RNA. NCBI's taxonomy places the organism in Eukaryota, Metazoa, Nematoda, Chromadorea, Rhabditida, Onchocercidae. The record is from the annotation of a GenBank genome assembly.